AUGCAAUCUACGUCGGUCAGACUAGCGAACGGGGAGGUUGUUGUUGCCAACGACCACGUAUAUGUGUCGUUACCUUGGUCCGACCGAGAUGGAACACCGUACAACAUUGCCCGCAUCAUUGAGUUUCUGCCUUCAUCGCACUCGAAAAAGGGCACACGUGCGACGGGUUCGUCCGACGGUUUGGUUCGGCUUUCUCUCUACUACAGGCCGGCAGACAUUUCGACUCGAAACGUUGCAGACCAUCGACUGCUUUUGGCCGCAAUACAUACGGAUGUGCAACCUGUUUCCAGUGUUCGUGGCAAGUGCUACGUCAAGCACAAAGACCGAGUCGGUGAUUUGCUCGAGUGGAAAAGGUUGCCUGAUCAUUUCUACUUUGCCAAAUUCUUCGACCCGUACAUCAAACGCGAAUUUGAGGUCAUCCCGACGGAGACGGUGAACAACAUUCCCCACGACGUCAAAAUCGUCCUUCGAAGUCGAUAUGAAUACAUCGUGACUGAGAGAGAGUUGGUCGCGGAUCUAACAGAUGAUUAUCGAAGUUGCUGCCGCUGCCAGGGGUGGGCGUCAUACCAGGAGUCCGUCAAAUGCGAUACCUGCAAAGAACACUAUCACAUGAAGUGCCUACAUCCACCUUUGCACGCUAAGCCUGCCAAAGGAUAUUCUUGGGUAUGUCCCCCAUGCUCUUUCCAAAGGGGGAUCGACGUAGAAAAUCAAAAGUUCCGUUUCGGUCUCCAAAGCAGCUCUGGAACAGCCAAGGCAAAACCCGUCAAGGCGAAGCACCGUAAAGUGAAUUUGGAGAAUAGACCACCUGUAACUUUCAGAGGCUGGCAAUGGCGCUACUUCGGACUCCGAAGACCCCAUAUUCCCCAGGGCGGCCACCAGGUGGAUAGCUUCAUGGACGAGAUACGAAAGCUUGAUCUAGCUGUUCCGCCAUGGGAUGUCAAACGGCUCAAUCUGGCUAUCUCAUCUUUCACGACUUUGGGUUUCCAACCAGCAUUGGAAUUUAUGCGUACCCGAAAGCCCCAGGAUUUCGAUCUCAUCACUUUCACUUCGGAAGAACGCUCUUUGUUCGAAAAUGAGCUCGAGAGGAUUGGUGGACUGGACACUCAUAGCUGCGGUCAAAUUCUUCGGCGCUCCCCUUCCGAGAUUUUGCGCUACUUCUAUAUCUGGAAAAACAAUCAGCUUAGAGUCGAAAACGAGGCUGUUCGUCAGCAUCACCCGCUAGUCACGCCUCACUCCCGCCAGCCCAAGACCCUUGGCCCUCCUUCCUUAGGCAAGAUCAGAUCCGCUGGAGAUGAUCGCAAGGAAAAUGACAGUGCCUCCGUCUAUGGCAAAGCCACCGAAGGGGAACACCAUUUUACUUGUGCCACAUGUUCAACAAGGCUUGGCGAAAUCUGGUGGAAAUGCCCUCGAACUGUUCCGGGAGAAGCCAUGUGUAAUGUCUGCGGCUCGAAUUACCGAAAGUAUGGAGUGAUAACAUACUCGCGAUCGGAGGAUAGUAAGAAAAUUGAGCGAAAGGACAACAGUCUCAAACGAGUCAAGGCUGUUACGGGAUCGAUCCAGAAACAGUGA
Cryptococcus wingfieldii CBS 7118 is the source of this 1569-nucleotide messenger RNA. RefSeq lists its product as hypothetical. The transcript has 11 exons. Gene Ontology annotation, molecular function: ubiquitin-protein transferase activity; chromatin binding. Lineage: Eukaryota; Fungi; Basidiomycota; Tremellomycetes; Tremellales; Cryptococcaceae. The coding region runs from base 1 to 1569 and encodes 522 amino acids. Gene Ontology annotation, cellular component: Lid2 complex. Gene Ontology annotation, biological process: histone catabolic process. The record is from RefSeq and is a predicted model, not a curated record.